Acaromyces ingoldii is the source of this 4958-nucleotide messenger RNA. RefSeq lists its product as hypothetical. The transcript is spliced from 2 exons. The coding region runs from base 279 to 4859 and encodes 1526 amino acids. The record is from RefSeq and is a predicted model, not a curated record. Lineage: Eukaryota; Fungi; Basidiomycota; Exobasidiomycetes; Exobasidiales; Cryptobasidiaceae.
CUUUACGUCGCCCAGUCCGCUCGAUUUGGAAGGCGGUGAGGUAGGAAUCCAGACGACGGGGACUGCUCCGUCCAACACCUGUCACCGUCUUAUCCUCGUCUUCGCGUCGACCUUGUCCCUUCCGUCCCGUCUCCUUGCUCCGUGGCCUUGCCAAUCCGAGACUUCAGCGCCCACUGCGUCGAUGCGAGAGACCACCCUCCCCCAAGCCAUAUCCCGAGUGCCCUCCAGAGCUUGAUCAGCGGCAUCUAGCUCGGGUCAGGCCUUGCACUGCGCCCCCGAUGCCGCUCCUCGGACCGUCUUCCACGCCGGACCUUGGCGCGGCGUCGCUGCCGAGGGCCAGCUCGCCCACGCCAUCGACGUCGUCCUCAACAAGAUCCAUCUGGCCCAGCUUCAAGCGCGUCACCAACUCCAUCAGUCAUACCGCUUCGCCUGACCUCGGCUCUUCUUUGGCCGGCAACAACAAGCGAGACAGUGGACCUGACGAAGGCAUGUGGGAUAACAACGAUGAUGCAUUUCUCAAGGAGGUCGCCUUCCAGGCAGCUUCCCCGACGAUGGAGCCUGAGCCUGCUCAGCAAUCAACGCCGGUCCCCGCACAGCUACCACCUGCCUUAGGCCCAGGUUCGGGAACAGGACAAUCUCCGAUCAACUCUGACGUCUUUCGAAGUCCCUUGUUUGCUGCUCUGCACCAGCAUCAGCAGAUGCAGCAGCAGCCGCUGCUCCCACCAGCGCAAACAUCGUCGUCAAGUAGCCAGCCGCAACAGCACCACCGGGUCAGCCAAUGGACAGCGACAUCGCUCGAUGCGCAUCCGUACGAGGAGCUGUCGUCGCUCACGUCUGCGCGGAAUUCCAUGCAGAGUGCAAAGUCGGCAGCGCCGCAUCACCCCUCUUUUCGUGCCAAUCCCAGUGCUAGCCCGCACCUCUCAACCGGCCGCAGCGGGAGCCAGGCAUUCAAGACGAUGAGCAACUACAGCGGGAGUGGGAGUGAGGCGAGCAGCAGCGCACUCACCUUUCCCUCGCCUGCCAGCAGUCGAGCCGAGCUGGAGCGAAAAGGAGGAGGAGGACUGGCGGGUUCGGCAAGCUUUAGCAGCAGUGGUCGGCACUACGAUGGUGCCAAUACAAGCACAGAGACGAGCCCGACUGCACUUUCGUUCAUCGCCGGCUCCUCGCCAGCUCCUCCCGUGGCAGCCUUGGCCUCGUCGUCGACGGAGCGCCUUCCUUCAAGCUCUCACCUCCCUCAACAAGGUGGCCUGCACCGAGGGCAACAAGGGCUAAAGGCAUCCGAUGACGAGAGCCAACUGCCUCCUAGCAAGCGAAGCAGCGGCAAGAGUUCCGACCUGGAAAAGGUCGAUGAGGUUCCUCUCUCGACUAGCAACAGUCGAUCCUCGCCAACAAAUCCUGCCCCCGUGGAUCAGCCUGGAGUGAUCCGGCAUAGCGCAUCAUCACCAUCGAUGAUCUCUUCGGCGGUGGCGCCCUGGAUCUACAUGUCGCCUGAACCUUCAUCGUCCACUAUGCAGUCUCAGCGAUCACACAUGGCUGCAAGCCAGAGCGCCACAGACUCGCUUCGAUCCAUGGGUGGCGGAGUAGAUGCAGCAGCGACAGCCAAGCCUUCUUUUUCUAGCUGGCGUCUGCGUGGCACCCAUGCUGGCACACCAGAACGGAAAGCAAAGAAGACCACAUUUGUCGCUGCAGAAGAGGAUGAUGUUAUUGCGGCGGCAAAGCUGGGGCCUAGGGUGUACGACGACGACGACAUUGACGACGGCCACGGCGACAAGGAUGAGGAAGAUGCCGUGUUUGUCGUCUCGGCCGAUGGGCACCCGCGAACACAGAUCGCCACUACCCAACCUGUGGAGAGCGGCCACACUUCAAGGACAAACUCGCCGAAGCCAAGAAAGGGCUUCGUCUCGGGUCUCAAGAAACUUGUACAGGAAGGCGCGAGUAAAGGCAGCCCCAAGAAGAAGCCUACAAGAAAGAGCAGCUUGACGAGAGGACUUUAUGAGCAAGAGGGGACGCUGGGAGCAGAGGCAGGAACAGCAGAGGACGAAGAAGCAGUGACGGCUCCCUCGGUCAGCAAUGGUGACGACGAGGUUCACAUAGUCUCUGCUGAAUCGAACUUCGUCAACUGGAGGCCGACGUGGAGCCGAGGAACAGCUACCCACGAUGGCUCGAUGCCCAUCCCGUCCACUAAUAGUGCCAGAGCCCUACAAUUGGCCACGGGCGUCGCACCGGCGUCUCGAAGGCCAUCGGUGGAGCCCAUGAUCAGCCCAAAAGCCAACGGUCCGGUAGCAGAUGUAAAAGCGUCGCAACCUCGCAGACCAAACACAUCCACAGCUACCCCUGCCGCUCCGGGGAAUCUUGGACCGCAUUCCAGAUCAGGCUCGGCGGAUGUGUCUCAAACGUCCAAAUCCACCCGAAGAAGGCCAUCGACCUCCUCAGUGGCAGAUUCCUUGUCUCAAUAUCCGCCCAGGGCGAGCAGUCAGAUGAUGCGCGGCACAAAGGCGAGCAAUGAAAGCUUAUCGAGCCGAUUCGGUGGCUCUACUGGACACGCCAAACAGGGAGGGGCCGGCCAUAGCCGUCAGUCAAGUCGAGCGAGUAUCAUCGAACACACCUCGCACGAAGAUGCCAAAAGGCGAAGUGGCGUCUACAGCGGGGCCGUCGUCAUUGGAUCGAGCGGCAAUCUGGCCCGAAAGGGUGGCGGUGGACGCGACGAGGCGCGAGAGGAGCUCGACGCUGGUGGACCCUAUGCUUCAUCAUCUCAGAUGUCUUUUUCGAAGAGCGAGCAGCACCUUCACGCGCCUCCGCCAGUAAGGCCGCAAAGGACGGAGCAAGAUGGUGUGGGUAACGAGCAAAUGACGACGGCUCGCGCAUCGGUCGACGUCGCUUUUAACACAGCUCACGAUCGCCGGUGGUCAUCCACUUUGGGUCCCUCGAAUGAGCGGCGUCCUCGGAGAGGAAGUGACGCGUCACUCUCGAGCUUCUUCAAAGGCCGGAGGGGGAGCGAUACCAGCGUACGCAAUCUGCACAUUGCCAAACCCUCGGAUCCGUCGACGGGCGCCACUUUCAAUCCUUCGGCUGACACUGGACGAAGUCCGGUCUUUUCGAUGUCCUAUUCCCCUAAGCCGCCGUCGUCAGCAAAGCCCAGCACCCCUUCCACUGCCAACACCGAUCAUAGAGCUGCCGUCGAGGGUCGCAGCAUGAGUCCUCUGGCGACUCUGCAGCUUCCACCUUCCGAUUCAGGUGGCAGUCUGGGCCGGCGAGAGAAGCGACAGUCUUUUGUGGGAACAGCUUCUCAGAGGUGGUCGGGUCUGUUUGGCAGCUUGCCAAGAAAGAUAUCACAUUCCAGCAUAUCGAGACCAGUGAGCGUCAGCUCUCAACAAGGCCUCUCUUCUCCUCGCUUUGAAAGUGAACAGGAUCCGCCAAUGUCGCCGACGGAGCUCAUCGUCAACAAGAUUCGACGGACAGGUCAAGAGAGAAGCGUCACUCCAGAGCCCAUCACGCACACCCCCUGGCACUCGUCAACCGGAGGCGCCUCGGAGCCAAUGCAGCGACAAUUGUCGGCCUCGCGAUCGGCGGGAGCCCUGUCCCCGGCAGAGCACCGCGCGCUGUCGCCAGUGUCACCGGAAAGAAAUUCAUCUCAGUGGGCUAGCCGACCGUCGGUAGGCGGCGACGGCACUCGACGACGAUCAAGCCUUGCCAACGGCGCAGAGGCAGGCGUGGCGUUGCAGCAACAGAGAAUGUCUUCCAAGAGACCAACAUUUGGCCUUGACCUGCAGCCAGAUGCCGCCGCAGCGUUCGACUGCAUCCCGAGCCCCAAUUUUAGAGGCAGGACGUUUUCGACGAGCUCGGCGCCAGGAUUUGUAACAACGAGCUUCCUGGAGCAGCAAGUUGGACCCAAGGACCAUCUUGGAGCUGGUAAAGCGACAGAGAUGAGCGAGACGAGAUCUCUGUCAAGAUUGGACGCCGGAAACGCCUCUGAUGCGCCCACGAUGCUGUCUUCGCCCAGAGAAGAGCUUCUCGAUCUCGAUCCCAACAGUCAAGACGACGAGGGAGAGCGGCUUCCCUUCAAGACCAAGCACCGCCGCGGAAUUAGGUUGGCUGAUCAGAGGCGCGCACUUGUUGACCAAAACGAGGAUGAUGACGUCGAGGAGCAGGUCAAGGAUGAAGAUGAGGAGCAGCCAGUUAAACUCGGAGCAAAUCGACUCAGCUACGAUGAUGAUGCUCCUCGGCCCCGUUCGAGGCAUGGGAGCGCAGACGGAGGCUCGGUGCCUCCGGCUUUUGGUGCAACUACGAAGACUUUCUCAUCAUCGACGACUGCCCUCGACAGUGGCAGCGGCAAUCGCAGCAGCGUCGCCAGCGCUGUCUUCCAGUAUGCGCCUCCACCUGUUCCAAGCCCGAGACCACCGCUGGCAGAUGCGCCGAGCUCGCCAGGAUUUGACGAGCUGGAGCUGCUUGACGAUGACGGCAGUGGUGCAGAAAUUUCUGGCGUUGCUGGCGAGGAGCACGAAUCUGAAGAUGCGUUGGUUCCGUCGUCUAUUCUGCCUAACAUACAACAGGAGGAGAGGCAGAUGAAGAAGGAGCGGCUCGCUCAAUCAACCGAGAGCCAGGACAGUUCAACAGAAUCGGCACUCCUCGGACUGAACAUUGUUUUGCCUUCUGAAUCAGCUCAAUCGUUUGGAGAUGAUCGGCGCAAAGAACAGACGGUGUCGAGGCCAAGGCAGAAUCUCGAUCAUGUCCGCUCCUCGUCUUCGAUGGACAUCUCGGGCGCGAAGCGCACUAUUGAGUCACCUCAACCACGCAGGCCGUCUACUUCGACGACGUCGCAAGGGACACCAGGAGAUCGAAGAAGCUAUACCUUUGUUUGAUCACUAGUCAUACUGUUCCACCCCCUUUGGGCAAAUUUCACUCCCCAGUUAUAUUAAAACUGCGAAGGCCUGACUACUGCACAAAUGUGAUGAGGUACU